Messenger RNA from Morus notabilis, 2252 nucleotides. RefSeq names its product probable protein phosphatase 2C 33. The record is from RefSeq and is a predicted model, not a curated record. Gene Ontology annotation, biological process: protein dephosphorylation. NCBI's taxonomy places the organism in Eukaryota, Viridiplantae, Streptophyta, Magnoliopsida, Rosales, Moraceae. The transcript has 7 exons. The coding region runs from base 530 to 1825 and encodes 431 amino acids. Gene Ontology annotation, molecular function: protein serine/threonine phosphatase activity.
UGAGACGGAAGCUGCGCGAGGCCAAAAAAAAGGAGAAAGUCCACUGCAAUUGGAUAGGAUAGAUAGAUCCUACAUUUCUAUUUUUUCUUUUAUUACAAUAUCUUUCUAUAUAUAUGUAUAUAUAUAUACGUGUGUAUAAUUGGAUGAAACUUUCUUCAUGAUUAUCGUUUCCGAUUGAUGAUCUGGUGAUGAUGCUCUUCUGAUCGCCAUUCUCCGCGGCGUUUCUGGAUUCUCAGCUUUUCCGUUUCUGUCUUUUCUUCGUCGCUUAUUCGAAAAGAAAAGAAAUAAAAAUUUGCAGCUAAUUCGACAUCGUUUCCGUUUGAUGAAAUCGGAUACUUAUUCACCAUAGUUCUCUUGGCAAUCAACUCUUUCGCUUUGAUUUUCUUUUGGCGAUCUGGAGAUGAGCUAGCGAUAGUGAUUCCGGAAACUGGUGAAAGCAACGACGGAUCCGGUGGUGGAGAGGAGGGGAAGGGGCUCUGACUGUUUAGUAGGCCUGGAGUGCUUGCUGGAAAUAGUCAGGGCCCUAGGAAUGGGCUCCUGCCUCGCCGGUGAAGGCCCCGCCGGCGCUGGCCUUGCAUACAGUAGGGCCUCAUUGUCAUCGGAGAAGAGGAAGGACCGGAUGAAGCUCAGGAGGACUACGUCGUCCUCAUCCUCCUCCUCAGCGGUUGACGCUAAGAUGGAGUUAUGGCUGCGCCGAGUGCCCGGGAGGAUGUGUCUGAACGGCUUCUCCGAUACAGCGUCACUUUUCACUAAGCAAGGCAAGAAAGGAGUCAACCAGGACGCCAUGAUCGUCUGGGAGAAUUUCAGUUCAAAGGCAGAUACCACCUUUUGUGGUGUAUUUGAUGGCCAUGGUCCUUAUGGACAUUUGGUUGCCAGAAAGGUGAGGGACUCUCUACCUUUAAAGCUGAGUUCCCUGUGGGAAUUAAUUAUUAGCUCCAAAAAUGGGCUUGCCGGAGGCAGUAUUGGUGCUAUGGGAAGUCUCAACCCUGAAGAGAUUGCAUCCACACCUGCGCUUGCAAACGGUGAUAAACAUACUCAGAUUUUUUCGACAUUGAAAGAUUCAUUUCUGAAAGCUUUUAGGGUAAUGGACAAGGAACUCAAACUUCAUCCUCAUAUUGACUGCUAUUGCAGUGGGACAACAGCAGUAGCCCUGGUCAAGCAGGGCCAAGACCUUGUUAUUGGAAAUAUCGGGGACUCGAGAGCCGUGUUGGGUACCAGAGAUAAGGAUAACCCCUUCAUUGCAGUUCAAUUGACUGUUGACCUUAAACCAAGUAUUCCAAAGGAAGCAGAGAGGAUUAGACUAUGCAAGGGGCGGGUAUUUGCACUAAAAAGCGAGCCUGAGAUUACUCGAGUUUGGCUGCCUAACUAUGACUCUCCUGGUCUUGCUAUGGCUCGGGCCUUCGGAGAUUUUUGUCUAAAAGACUUUGGCCUAAUUUCUGUCCCUGAUGUUUCCUAUUACCGUGUCAGCGACAAGGAUGAAUUUGUUAUAUUGGCAACAGAUGGGAUCUGGGACGUCCUCACGAAUGAAGAAGCUGUGAACAUAGUUGCAUCAGCCCCGCGAUCCACCGCAGCUCGAGCGCUAGUGGAAUCUGCUGUACGAGCCUGGAGGUUUAAGUUCCCAGCCUCAAAGGUUGAUGACUGCGCCGUAGUUUGCCUCUUCCUCAACCCAGGUUCAACCAAUACUACCAUUUCUACUGCAGAUCACGAAGUGGUGCAGGACAUGGUGAACAUCAACAGUUGCAACGAUGCUUCUGCUCUAGUUUCAUUAGACCAUUCAGAAACAUCUGAAAAGCCUUCUGAGCACUCCGUCACAAAAUCGGAAUAAGGGAGUUAGUCGGUAAAAGAAGCAGUGGCGGUAGGCUACAUUGAGGCAUGAAGCAUUCUUCCCUAAGCCUUGAUUAAAUUCACAUUAUUUGUGUCCAUAACUCAUCCAUUCUUUUCAACAUUAGAUUUCUUAAAUGCUGGGAGAAAGGUUGAAGUGGUAUAUUGAAGGUAUUGUGGGGCUACGUUUAGUUUAUUUUAAGAGAGACGUGGACCCAGUUUGUUCUCUUUUUUAUUUUUUAUUUUUUUUGAAGAUUAUUUGGGUGAAAAUUUUCCUCUCUCCCAGCACUGUGAAUUGGGUGUUUCUGUAAAAAUGUGGGGUCUUGGAGAUUUUGAGUUGUUCACCAAUGUAAAGUGUGUUUGCGUCUCUAUUGUUGGAUUGAACAUGCCUUGUUUUGUUGGGUAAAUUCCUUUUUACUCGGUUCAUUGGA